Paramecium octaurelia is the source of this 4894-nucleotide messenger RNA. The record is from the annotation of a GenBank genome assembly. NCBI's taxonomy places the organism in Eukaryota, Ciliophora, Oligohymenophorea, Peniculida, Parameciidae.
AUGGAGGUAAAGUCUAAUUAUGGUCAGACAAGACCGCAAUAGGAAAAUGAAAGUCUUUUGGUACGAAUGCAAACGGAACUGAAGAAUAUCAUAUUUCGAGUGUUCUUUUUGAUGCUUAAAGAUGAAGAGUAAUCCAUUACUGUUGCUGCUUUGCUCCAAACUAUUAUGUUCUUGCAAUACUUGUCCUUAAUAUUUUACCGAUAAUUGUAUAUAAUUUGGAAAAAUGAAGGAGUCUCCUACUAAUUACACAAACUAUUUGGCUACCUUAUGCUGACUCCUUAUUUUGAAAUGUUGGAGUUUUCUAGUUUUGCUUCAAUGAUGUAUGUAUUAGUAGGUAUAAUCCUAAUUGCCAUAAUGAUAUUGCUGCUAGUAGGUUAUAGUAAUACAAUCAAGUUAAAUACAGCAGUAUCAUGGCCAGUUUUCAUAUUAAAAUAGUUGUUCAUACUGUUCUCAACAAUAUUGUACCUUCCUACUCUUAAUCUCCUUUUCGAGAUGGUAAAUUGUCACGAGAAUGAUCAAAAUAUUGUUGUACUUUAAGCAUUUGAUCAGGAAUGCUGGAAUGGAGCACAUAUUGUUCAUGGAAUUGUUGCAAUUUUAGGAAUUCUGAUUUUCGUAAUUUUCACUGCAAUUUUUAAUUUGUUAUAUUUUGAAGCAAGACCAAAAAUAAAGGACUUGUUGUCUAAAUAAUCAGGCAGAGCAAAAACUUUUGUCUACUUCUAUCUAUUAGUAAUGUAGAUGUCAAUAAUUAUUUUUGAUCCCAAUGAUCAUCCUUAUAUCAUAAUCUAUAUCAUACUUGUUGGGGCCUUUAUCUCUUUCUAUAAAUUGCAUAUUGAAUAACCAUAUCACAAUUAUAUGAUGUAAAAGGUGGUUUCCAUAUAUUCAACUUUAAUUUUCUGGAGUGCUUUGCUUCUUUGUUUCUCAAAUUAUUUGGAGGACAACAUCUUUCAUGGUACUAUCUACGCUUGGCUAGUUGGUUUGCCCCUUUUGGCAUUGGCAGUAUUUAAAAAGCAAAAAUAUCAUUAUGAUUUAUUACUUAUGAAUAUCUCAAAAGUAGAUGAUCCAAAUCAAAUAAUCAAGCUAAUUAACUACAUUUAAACACUUUUAACAGGGUAUUAAAAUAACUAAUAAUUUAAUAUUAUGCUAAAUGCACUUAUUGAUGUACAUAAAAAUACAUGUUAAAUUGAAGAUUGUGUAUUUAAGAAUAAAAAGUAAAUUAAUUUAAGAAUAAUCUAAUAAUAAGAUGAAGAUUUAUCAUAAAGAGAUUAUAAUAUAUACCUUUUGUUAGGAGAGAUUUAUUAAAGAACUAUGAGAAAGCAUUCUACACAUGCAAAAUUAAGAAUUAAUUAUGCAUUUUAUCUAUUGGAUUACUUAAAGUAAAGAUAAUAAGCAUUAAAUGAAUUAAUAUAAGCAGAAAAGUUAAGUCCAAGUUUAGAUAAUGAAUUUACGAUAUUUAGAUAUAAAUAGAUAGUUGAAUAUGAAAUGAAUGCAGUUUAGAAUGAGAAUUUAGGUAAUUUAGAUGUAGCAGCAGAAUUAGCAUUUUAAAAUUAUAUGAGAUCCUUCUAAAACAAAAUUGAAAGAGCAACACUUAUGCAUAUGGACUUUUGGUCAUAAUUAUAAGAAGAUUCUCCUGAUUUAGGUAAGAUGAAUGAUAUUGGGGCCAAAAUUAAUUUAGCAAUCAUGUAAGUUGAAGAACUUUGGAAUAAAAUGUAGAAAAUGACAUCAAAUCUACCCAAAGCUAUGAGAUUAUAUGCAAAAUUCAUGGUUGAAGUAUUACAAGAUAAAGAUUAUGGAGAAGAAUUAUUGGAAAAAGCAAAAUUUUUAUAAAUUUAAAAUAGUAAAAUGAAAAAUAAAACUUAAAUUUAGAUCUUUAAUGUUGAUGAUAUCAACUUUGAAUCACUACCAACUUUGAUUGUAUCAGUAUAAAAUGAUAAGUUUGCUUAGAUUAGCAAUUUAAAUCUGAGUGCAUGUAAUCUAUUAGGGUAUCAUAAGACUGAACUAUUAAAUAGAAAAAUUAAUAUGCUCAUUCCAACAAUUUAUGCUAAAUUUCAUGACUAAUAUAUUGAUGGUUUUAUUGAGAAAAGUGAUGCUUCAAAGAUAUCGAAGGAGAAAUUUGUUUAUUUGAAACUAAAAUCAGGCUAUAUUUAGCCUUGCUAUUUAUAACUUAAAAUGCUACAAUCUGCUGAGGAAAGUAGUUAAUUAAUUGUUUAAUUCAGAUCUUUACGCAAUUUUAAGAGUGCUUGUUAUAUAAUUUUAGAUGCUGAUGAGUCUAUAGAGAGUCUAUCAUCAUCUUGUAUUUGUAAUAUUUUUAUUGAUCAUAAAACGAUUAGCCAUAAAAAGAUAUUUAUUUAAGAGAUAUUCCCUAAUUACAAUAGGAAUGAUUAUCUUAAUAAAAUAGGAUGUAAAAUAGUUUUGAAUUUAUCGACUGAACUAAUUUAGAAUUCUUAUUACAUAUAGUAUUACGUUAAUGAUUUGGAGGAUCAGACAUAAAUAGAAUUUUAAAUUCAAGUUACAGAAAUCGAAAAUGAAAAGAUUGGUUAGAUCUUUGGGUACGUUAUAAAGUUAGAAAAAGUUGCUGAAGUCUAUAGUUAAUAAUUUACUCCAGAAUUGUUGCAACAGUUAGCCAUUCCAAAUUAAAGUGUUAGCAGUUUUUAAUUUAAAUAUUUUGCAAAUAAAGCCUUAUAUGUAGGCGAGAAUUAGGAUGAGAUAAACUCUGCAAGGGUCGACCAAACUGUCAUAUGGGAGUAUACAUCUAGAACAAGUGAGGAGACUCAAGAAGAGAAGAAAAUAGUAAUUGAAGAUAUUAAAAUUGCAAAGCCUAAUUAUGCUGAGGGUAUAAGGACUCUAAAAUUGUUUGAGAAUAGAAUUUAAGAUUUGGAAGACAUAAAAUUAGAUUUCUCAGAACAAGAGGAGGAACAGCAUUCUAGUGUAUUUCAAAGACAUUAAGACAGUCAAGAAGAAAUUGAAUUUGGAUAAAAAAAUAAUAUUUUUCGUAAUAGAAAAGCCUUAAAUUCAGCAAUAAAUAAUUAAUAAGUUCCAAAAAUUAUGGUGUAUUUGAGUUGGGUGAUAAAUAUUUUAGUUUUGGCUGUUUUAGCUUUAACAUUUACUUCUUAUUUUCUGGGCUUAUUUUUAUUUUAAAAUGUUCAAGAUUCUUUAAAUUUAUUAGGAUAUGCUACAUCAAGAAAUUUGGAAUGUAAUUAAAUAGUGAUGAAUAUUCAAAAUUUAUAAAUGCUUAACAUUGGUAUUUGGAAUUUGACAGAAGCUGAGGCUAAUGACUAUGAGACUUAAUAAAGAACUGAACUGAAUGAUUCCAUUUUUACAUUGACAUAAGUAAACAAAAAGUUAAUGUUAUCAGAUAUAUAUAUCAAUGACUAAAUUGAGGAAUUGCAUUCUUAGAGCGUUGUAAAUGUUAGGAUAAACAAAAACAGUUAUUCUAAGUAUGACCUAAUUGAAGCAACAUAAUAAAUUAUAAGUAAAGCUUUGAUCGUUAGAGAUAAAGUACUUUCUUAGAUUAAUAAGGAUGACGAAGAUACAAGUUUUAUUUUAUACAACCUAUUCAAUGACAUUGUCUUUCAAUUGAGAAAUGAAACAGGUCAAUAUUCAUAUGGACUAUAAAGUGUUGCAGAGGAUAAUGCUCUCAAAUUUUUUAUUAUAUUGAUUGUAGCUGGUUGCUCAUUCAUUAUACUUUUGAUUUUCAUUUUAUUGUUUUUGAUGUAAAUAAACUAAACUAAAGAGUAAAUACUAUAAUUAUUUGUUGAAAUACCUGAGAAAACAGUUAAAUAUUUGUAUAACAAAAGUGAAAAUUUUAUAUCGAAUUUGUAGAUAGGAGAAGAAGAGGAGAUAUCAUCAGAGGUUAGUGAUGAAGAGAAUGAUGAACAGAAAGAGCUGAAUAAGUCAUUAAAAUCCAAGAGAAGGAAAAAAUUACUUAAAAAUAAAAACUCCUUUUUCCGAACCUAAUCUAUUUUAGCAAUUUUCCUUGUUUCUAUAUUAAUAGGGUACUUCAUAUUGAAUUACUUUCUUAAUUAAACGACCUAUAGUAAUUUAAAGUAACAAAUACCAGAACUAAACAUAACAGCUAGAUCUGGGUCAUUUUACAGAUAUGUGGAUAAUGCAGAAAGACAAUUGUUUAUGAACAGAGAUGAUCCAAUUUUAUUGUAGGAUGCAUAUACAUCAGUUGUCAAUAAUUUGUAAUCAAAUUAUGAUUUGGAUUCUUCUUUACAUUCUGAACAUGCUUAGAAUUCUGAAAUAUGCAAUUCAGAUUAUUAUGAGACAUUUCAAUAGGUUUUCAUGAUGAAUCCUUGUAGCAUUUUUAUAGCUCUGGGAUAUUCAAAUUAGGAAUAUUGCGAGACUUAUGCAAAUGGAGCAAUUCAGUAAGGAAUGGCAGUUGCAAUUGCAAGAUUCUUUGAAAAUGUGAGGUAUCUAAUGACGAUAUAUGAUGCAUUUUAUGGUCAUCCAGGGGUGAAUUUCACUACUACAGCUAGAGGAUGGGGAGUCUUUAGAAAUAUUACUUAGAAUUCUGACAAUGUAACCAAUUACAUUUAUAAUUUGAAUAACUUUAAGUAAGCUUAAGAAGCUAGAGUUUUAUAGAGUGUCUUUAUUAAAGGUAUUAAAGCAAUUAUCCUUCAUAGGGGCAUUCAUUUAUUUAGUUGACCAAUACAUCAACGCUUUGAAGGAUGAUAUCAGUUUAACUUAGACUCAAUAAUUGGCAAUAUUUAUAGUGUUUGAAGUGUUAGUAUUCUUAGUAUACUUUAUUGGGUGGUACCCAGCCUCGAUUAGAAUGACGAGAGAUAUUUGGAGAACAAAGGGAUUAAUAAUGAUGAUUCCUUUGAAUGUAAUAUUGAAGAUCAAAUCGAUUAAAGAAAAGGUUGGAAAUUUAGUGCAAGGGGCAGAUUAGUGA